AUGGGUGGAUAUUCCGGCUUUAACUUGAACGAUGCUCCGAUUCCAGAAUCAGAGAUGGAAGAAGACUCUGGAAGUGAUGGAAAUCAUCACAUAAUCAGUUCCGAUGAUAGUUCUGAUGAUGAUAUAGAAGAAGUUGGGGACAUACUUCAAAGCAACACCGUUUAUUUUGAUUUGAACCAUCCACCACUAGAGACUGCACUCCAUCAAACAGGAAAUCAGCAACAAGCAACACAGAAUCAUCCUAAGCGCCGCAUGCUCAGCAGUCAAAACAAGCUUCACAUUCUCAUAUGGCUCCUAGAUAGGGCAACAAGGGGCAAAAAAGAAUACGGGUCAAUAAUAGCAGCAUCAACUCACUUUGGUGUCACGACAAGGACCAUAUCUAGGAUAUGGAAUACAGCAAGGAGGCAGAAACAAGCAAUGCGAAGGUAUAAUCUUGCAACUCUACAUCACAAUGCUGACAGGAAGAGAAUUCAAUUAGACAUUGAUGAGCUAACCAAACUUGCAAUGGGAGACAAAACAUGUAUAAGGGACUUAGUUCCAAAGCUUGGCAUAACGAGGGGUACAAUUCAUCGAAUGAUUAAAAGGGGAGAUAUCAAGCCACAUACAAAUCCAUUACAUCCUGGAUUGGGGGAUCCAAACAAGAUAGCAAGGAUGACAUACAUUUUGGGUAUGCUAGUGGGGGACACACCAGAAACAAAGACACGGUACAAACCAAUGUAUGACUAUGUUCAUCUAGAUGAGAAAUAG
Messenger RNA from Spinacia oleracea (spinach), 747 nucleotides. RefSeq lists its product as uncharacterized. Bases 1 to 747 code for a protein of 248 amino acids. The transcript has a single exon. The record is from RefSeq and is a predicted model, not a curated record. NCBI's taxonomy places the organism in Eukaryota, Viridiplantae, Streptophyta, Magnoliopsida, Caryophyllales, Amaranthaceae.